Megalopta genalis is the source of this 14074-nucleotide messenger RNA. RefSeq names its product dynein axonemal heavy chain 1 (gene Dhc1). NCBI's taxonomy places the organism in Eukaryota, Metazoa, Arthropoda, Insecta, Hymenoptera, Halictidae. Gene Ontology annotation, biological process: microtubule-based movement. The record is from RefSeq and is a predicted model, not a curated record. Gene Ontology annotation, cellular component: axonemal dynein complex. Gene Ontology annotation, molecular function: dynein light intermediate chain binding; ATP hydrolysis activity; ATP binding.
UUAUCCGCCCGUUUCCAAAGUGAUCCUCUCGUCCCGCGUCGCGUAAUCCAUUUGAUCAUGUUCGUGCAAGCGCCGGCUUUGUUGGUCCAGCAGAGAUCAGAAAAUUCAGAGGAAGAAAGUGACGAGGAGAGCACUGGCGAUGUCCUUCAGAAACGCCGAGAAGAAUGCGAAAGAAAAGCGAGGCGAGGGGAGAUGGAUCCCCGGCUAGAAUUCGCUUUCCAGCUUUUAAUGGACGCGACACAAUUGUCCCGUCACGAGGUUAUGGAUCACGUUUUCGAGGGAGACAUGCUCGACGAAAUCAAUCAACUGUUCCUGCCGCACAUGAGGUCAACCCUCGUCUGGUAUUAUCAAGAGGUGGAGGAAGCGGAAUCCGUACGACCACCGGAAAUUAUGCAGACAAAAGCUUCGAAUGCCAGAUCUGGCCCGAAUGCUCCAGCGCCGAAGAUUAAAGAGACAAAAGAAGCCAAAGAACCGGCGAGGAAGAAACUUUUCUUGACGGACGGAUGGCAAGUCCCUUGUACUGGAAUAUGUAUCUACAUGUUUAGAAUCAGCGUGUCGAAACAGUUGCCCGAGGAAGGCUUCCAAAAGGAUCUUUACACGGGCGUGAUAGACACGAAGAAGGUGGGAAUAGUAACAGCGAUACAACGAGUGGUUGAACAUGUCUUUAUGGACGCUCUUGCGCAUCCAGGCUCCGAAGGCGAAGACGACUGUCCGAUGAUUAAAUGUCUUUUGCUGCCUGGCUUGAGAUCUUUCUGCAGUGCUUUGAAAGUUUGCGAACAGGUGGCCCACGAGGGACGCAUAUUCGAGAACGGUGAGAUGCUGAUGGGCUGUGUGCACAACUUCGAGGAAGCGAAGGCGUUCGUGGCAAAGGAGAACGCCGUGAGUACCGUUGAGGAGAGGGUUGAAAGCUGGAUCAAAAGGCUGAAGGACUUCAUGGCGGAAAGUAAGCAGGUGAAACGGGAGAACGACAAUUCUGGGCCGCAGCAGGAGCUCGAGUAUUGGAAGCGAAGAGGGGCACAGUUCAGUCAACUCGUCGAUAAACUUCAGGACCAUGAGAUACAAAUGUCGUUGCUGUGUCUUCAAGUCGCACGCUCCAAGUUGAUCAAGGACUGGGUCGACGCCGAAGACGAGGUCACUUAUUGUUACAACGAAGCCAAGGACAACGCCAAGUUCAUCCAGGCUUUGGAAAAGUGCUGUCACUGUUUGUACCUGGACGAUCCGGUAAAAAUGCGGGAUUCUCUGGUGUCAUUGUUGCAAACGGUUCGCUUGAUAUACAGCGUGUCGAGAUAUUACAACACCUCGGAGCGAACCAGCUCGUUAAUGAUAAAGAUCACGAACCAAAUGAUCGUGGCUUGCAGGGAGUACGUCACCAAUCGAGGCCGCGAAACAGUCUGGGGUCAAGAUCGAGCAGCAGCCCGAUCGAAGCUGAAGCAUUGCUUAAGACUGAACAAGGCUUACAGGGAAACCUACAGGCUGGUCCGAUGCUCGCCGGCUGUCACCGAACAGGAGUUCUCGUUCUCGGAAACCCACGUGUUCGGAAGAUUCGACUCGUUCUGCGACAGGAUCAGAAAGAUUUUGACCAUGUUCGAACUGAUACAGGACUACAAGAACUUAUUCGAGAGGCGAAUGGAAGGCCUACUGUUGGGAGAAGCGUUGGACGAGGCGAUAAGAACUUUCGAGGAAGCUGAGAAAAUAGCUACCACCAAAUCCUACGACUAUUUGGAUGCGAGAAAUACAGUGUUCGACACUGACUACGAUGACUUCAUCGCCAAGACCGACGCUCUGAAACAGAAUAUCGGCAGCAUCAUCGUGAAAAAUUAUGCUGACGUUUGGGAAACGCCUCAGGGUAUACGAUUUUUAACACGGUUCGAAAAAGUUAGCGAAAAGAUACCACUAACGAAGCUUGACGAAAAAUAUAAUAUAGUGGUGAAAUACUGCGACAGAGAGAUAGACAGAAUAUUAAAAUUAUUUAAAAGACAACGGGAUGAUCCGCCAUUGCCUAGACACAUGCCAGCGAUCGCAGGAAGAUUAACCUGGAAUCAUUCACUGAAAGUUCAUCUUGACGAGCUGGCAGCAUCGGUAUUCAGUCACCCGGUGCUAAAAACUCUGCCAUUGACGGUAGAAUUGGAAAAACGAUAUAAUCACGCGAUCAGUGUUUUGAACCAAUACAAAUCGGACAUCGCCGAAAUCUGGACGCAUCAAAACUCCUGGAUAAUCGAAGAUUCGUUGAAACGAUUUUUGCUGGUGAUAGACGAGAAAACGGACAAAAUUAAAGUAAACUUGGACGGACGCGUUUCGCUUUUACUUCGCGAAGCCGACUGUCUAGCCAAGUUGAACCUGGAAAUCCCGGUCGUGGCGUUGACGCUUCUAGCAAAAAAGGAUCAUUUCAUUCUAAUCACGGACUCCCUCCAAUUGAUGAUCGAUAAUUUCGUGUCGACGGCGAGGCGAGUGAAACUGGAAGUCAGGCCGCUUUUGCUGCCGCAUUUGGUUCGCGUCGGAACUUUGCUGGAACCUGGAAUAGUCUCCUUGACCUGGACCAAUCCGGAAUGGCAGGAUUUUUAUCAGAACACGACGGAGCAGAUCAAGGAUUUUGAUAUUCUAAUCACGAGAGUUCAUGACGUGUACGAUAACAGGAUUCUAGAGGUUCUAUCAAGUAUGCAAAAGAUCACGUUGCACAUGCUACCAGAGUCCGAUCAGCCGUGGACGAUAGAGGAGUUUGUGGAGAAGACUGAGGAAAUAUGCAGACUCGCAGCAGUAGAUUUAUAUCGCAAAAGUAUGAUGGUGGAAGAGGCCGUGGAGGAAGUACUCGAUCUCGUUAAGAACGCCGCGGAGAACUUCAAAAGCGCCGCUAAUUCCAGUCAAUACGAUUUUUUCAACAACGAAGAGACCGUGGAAGACGUUGACCAAACUGUUCAGCACGACUGGUCAUUAGUCUGGAAUUUAUUCGACGAUCCCCAUCAACUGUUGACUACGCCCGGUAGUUUGCCGAAGGGUAUGCAGGACAUGGUGCGAAACGCGGUGUCCGAGAUGAGGCGAUAUUAUACGAGAAAAGUGGUGGACGUUCUUACGAAGGUUACCCGGAGCUCGUUGGACGCUAUUAGAAAGCGUUUCAUUCGGGUGAUCGAUCCAGAACAGACACCGAGCCCGAUAUUUCUGCUACAUGCAACCUUGAUGAUACCGGUGGUAACUGUGAAGCCCAGUUUAGACGAUGUCCAAGAAGUACUGACGCUGGUCGGAAAAACAAUCGCCGGCGUCUCGAAAGGAGUUUCGCAGUGGAAUUCGCGGGUUAAUAAGAACUCUUGGGGGACCGCGUAUCCGAGGAAAAGCUUCGCCGAUAUAGUGAUGCGAGCACAAAUGCAAGUCGCGAAGAAGAAGCAAGAGGAACCGGAGGAUCCGAAAACUAGAAGACGACGUUUGUACAAAAUUAUCUCCGAGGAGAGACCGAUCUUCCCUGUUCAGGAAACCAACUUCUACGGGAUGUUGAUGGACAAUAAGGAAAUACUGAAGCUGUUGUCAAUGCUGAGCACGUGCAUGCUGGAAUUCAAGCCGGAUCUCGUCGAGUUUAUUAACCGAUGGAAACCUUAUAAAUUUUUGUGGAAGAACGAACGAAGCAUGAGAGAAUUAUUGCAAAUUUCCUUGCCGGAAUUCGAAGCCACGCUUCGGAAGCACAGUGAACUCGAGGACCUUUUAGCUACCGAACCGGACAUGAUCAUUUUCGGAACCUCCAUUGCAAUUUCUACUGAGAAAUUGAAAUAUGGCCUGUACACAGAGCUCAAAGCGUGCACACAUAAGAUCGGCCAAGCUAUGAAGAAAAAAUACAGACGGGAGAUGGAGUACGUUUAUGCUCUGAUGAAUGAAAUGGAGCGUAAACUAGACCGACAGAUCCGCGACCUCGACGACGUGCGUCUCAUCAUGGACACCCUGAAGAAGAUCCGCGAACAGGAAGUGGACAUGGAGCUGAAGAUCGAUCCGAUCGAAGAAGCUUUCAACAUAGUGACGAGAUACGAGGUACCGGUUGACCAAGAGUGUCUGGAACAAGUCGACAGCCUGCGGUACACGUGGCAGAGGUUGCUCACGCGGGCGCAAGAGAGUCACGUGUUGCUGUUGAAGCUGCAACCGCAGUUCGAAGAGGACCUAAGAAACAAUCUGACUAAAUUCCGACUGGACAACGAAAUGUACUGCGAGGAAUACAGAUCCUCGGGACCGAUGCAGUCGGGUUUGAGUCCGCGGGAAGCGUCCGAUAGGCAGAUCCUCUUCCAGAAUCGAUUCGACGGGAUGUGGAGGAAGUUGCAAACUUAUCAAAGCGGCGAAGAACUGUUCGGUCUGCCUAUCACGGAUUACCCGGAGUUGUCGCAGAUCAGGAAGGAGCUGAACUUGCUGCAGAAAUUGUACAAACUGUACAAUGACGUGAUCGAUAGGGUUAACAGCUACUACGAUAUCCCGUGGGGCGAGGUGAACAUCGAGGACAUAAACAACGAGCUGAUGGAAUUCCAAAACCGUUGCCGCAAGCUCCCGAAGGGUCUGAAAGAGUGGCCGGCGUUCUUCGCCCUGAAGAAGACCAUCGACGACUUCAACGACAUGUGUCCCCUUCUGGAGCUAAUGGCUAACAAAGCCAUGAAGCCCCGCCACUGGCACCGAAUCGUGGAGGUGACAGGCUACUCGUUCGAUCUCGAAAGCGAGGGAUUCUGUCUGAAGAACAUCCUCGAGGCGCCAUUGUUGAAGUACAAGGAGGACAUCGAGGACAUUUGCAUAUCGGCGAUGAAGGAAAAGGACAUCGAGGCGAAACUGCGGACGGUCGUGAACGAGUGGUCGUCCCACGAGCUGACGUUCAUGACGUUCAACAACAGGGGCGAGUUGUUGCUGAGAGGCGACACCACGGCCGAGACGAUCGGUCAGCUCGAGGACAGCCUGAUGGUUCUCGGCUCGUUGAUGUCGAACCGGUACAACGCGCCGUUCCGCAAACAGAUACAACAGUGGCUGUCGGAUCUGUCGAAUACGAACGAGAUCUUGGAGAGGUGGCUGCUGGUGCAGAAUAUGUGGGUCUACCUGGAGGCGGUGUUCGUCGGCGGCGACAUCGCGAAGCAGCUGCCGAAAGAGGCGAAAAGAUUUAGCAAAAUCGAUAAAAGCUGGCAGAAGAUCAUGCAGAGAGCUCACGAGACCCCGGGCGUGGUACCUUGCUGCGUGGGGGAUGAUUUGCUGAAACAACUUUUACCUCACCUACAAGAGCAAUUGGAGUUGUGCCAGAAGUCUCUAAGCGGAUAUUUGGAGAAGAAACGUAUGAUGUUCCCAAGAUUCUUCUUCGUUUCGGAUCCCGCCUUGUUGGAAAUCCUUGGUCAGGCAUCCGAUUCGCACACGAUACAAAAUCAUCUGCUCUCCAUAUUCGACAACACGCGUUAUGUCAAGUUUCACGACAUCGAGUAUAACAAGAUGACCGCCAUCAUAUCGUCCGAAGGUGAAACUAUCUUGCUCGAAAAGGCGGUAAGAGCGGAAGGUUCUGUGGAAACAUGGCUGACGCAGCUUUUGCAGACAUCUCAACAAUCUCUGCACUCCAUCAUCCGACAGUGUUACUCCAUGAUCAACGACGCGAACUUCAACUUCCUCGGUUUCCUGGACAAGAUGCCCGCUCAAAUCGGUCUGCUGGGCAUACAGAUGAUCUGGACCAGGGACAGCGAAAUGGCUUUGGCUCAAGCACGCGCGGACAAAAAAAUCAUGCAGGAAACGAACAACCGAUUCCUCGAUGUAUUGAACACUUUGAUCGAUCAGACUACCAGAGAUCUGUCGAAAAUCGAGCGAACUAAAUUUGAAACGUUGAUUACCAUUCACGUGCAUCAACGUGAUAUAUUCGACAUACUGUGCCGUUUAAACGUGCGGUCGAUAAACGAUUUCGAAUGGCUGAAGCAAUGCAGAUUUUACUUCAAGGAAGAUCUUGAUAAAACGUCGAUAUGCAUAACGGACGUAAACUUCACGUACCAAAACGAAUAUCUGGGUUGCACGGAACGGCUCGUUAUCACACCUUUAACUGACAGGUGUUACAUAACGUUGGCGCAAGCUUUAUCGAUGUCAAUGGGCGGCUCGCCCUGUGGUCCAGCUGGAACCGGAAAAACGGAGACUGUCAAGGAUAUGGGGAAAACAUUGGCGAAAUACGUGGUGGUUUUCAACUGUUCCGAUCAAAUGGAUUACAGGGGAUUAGGACGAAUUUACAAGGGCUUAGCACAAAGUGGUUCCUGGGGUUGUUUCGAUGAAUUCAAUAGAAUCGAGCUACCGGUUCUCUCCGUUGCCGCUCAACAGGUCGCCGUUGUUCUCGCCGCGAAGAAAGAGAAGAAAAAGCAAUUCGUCUUCACCGACGGCGAUCUGAUAGACAUGUGUCCCGAGCUUGGGAUUUUCAUAACUAUGAAUCCUGGCUAUGCAGGCAGGAAAGAAUUGCCGGAGAAUCUGAAAAUACAGUUUCGAACGGUCGCCAUGAUGGUGCCCGACAGACAAAUCAUCAUCCGAGUAAAGCUCGCAAGUUGCGGUUUUCUGGAGAACAUUACUCUGGCCCGGAAAUUUUACACCUUGUACAAACUGUGCGAAGAGCAACUUACCAAACAAGUUCAUUACGAUUUUGGUCUAAGAAACAUAUUGUCAGUGUUGAGAACUCUGGGAGCAUCAAAACGAGUGAACUCAAAAGACUCCGAAAGUACGAUUGUUAUGCGAGUGUUGCGGGACAUGAAUCUUUCCAAACUCAUAGACGAGGAUGAACCACUGUUCAUCUCUCUGGUAGCAGAUCUGUUUCCGAAUCAAGCUCUAGAAAAGACUUCUUAUCCGGAAUUAGAAGAGGCGAUCAACCAACAAGUUGAAGAAGCUGGAUUAAUCUAUCAUCCACCCUGGGUGCUAAAAUUAAUACAAUUAUACGAAACUCAGAGGGUGAGGCACGGUAUAAUGACGCUGGGCCCAACCGGUGCUGGGAAAACAAUGUGUAUACAAAUUCUGAUGAAAGCUUUAACGCAGUGUGGCGACGUACACAGAGAAAUGAGGAUGAAUCCGAAAAGCAUAACAGCAGCUCAAAUGUUUGGUCGUCUGGACGUGGCCACAAACGACUGGACGGACGGCAUAUUUUCGGCUCUAUGGCGUAAAACGUUGAAGUUGAAGGAAGGAGAACACGUGUGGAUGGUCCUGGACGGGCCGGUCGACAGCAUUUGGAUUGAAAACUUGAACUCUGUCUUGGACGACAAUAAAACGUUGACGCUGGCGAACGGCGAUCGUUUAUCGAUGGCUCCUACCUGUAAGAUCAUCUUUGAACCGCACAACAUCGACAAUGCUAGCCCUGCGACGGUUUCCCGCAACGGCAUGGUCUACAUGAGCUCCUCCGGUCUCGAUUGGAAUCCUGUGGUGACUGCUUGGUUGAAAACAAGAACGAUUUUGGAGCAGGAGGUGUUUGAAGAAUGCUUCGCUAACUCGUUUGGGCAGAUCUAUUCCUGGAGUACGCAAACAAUGACGUUAACCAUCGACGUCCUGCAGUGCAAUAUCGUGCAACAGAUGCUGUGUCUUCUGGAAGGAUUAGUACCUGCUGAAACUGUAGAGGAGAAGGACGAGGAGGACGAAGAAACGGAAGAAGAGAAACGCCAGCCAAUGACGGCGGAUCACCUGAAACGUUUCUACGUGUUCACGUUGGUGUGGAGUAUAGGAGCCCUUUUAGAAACGCCCGACAGAGAAAAGUACGACUCGUACCUGCGCGGGAACUUCGAAAGUCUAGAUCUUCCGGUAUCCGAGAAGUACUCUAACGCGAAGGUGUUCGAUUUCUUUGUGACCGAGAAGGGCAAAUGGGACACGUGGAACAGCAUGGUAACCAACUACAUUUAUCCAGAGUACUCGUCGCCGGACUACAGUAACGUCUUAGUACCAAUACCUGACAACGUGAGGAUCCAGUAUCUGAUCGAUCUGAUAGGUCGCCAGGAUAAGGCCGUUUUGCUGAUAGGCGAACAAGGCUCGGCCAAGACGGUGAUGUUGAAGUCUUACAUGAAGAAAGCGAAUCCGGAGACCACGUUGAACAGGUCUUUCAACUUCAGCUCGGCCACGAGCCCGUAUCAGUUUCAAAAGACCAUCGAAAGUUACGUGGAGAAACGUCUGGGGAACACGUUCGGGCCGCCAGGAGGCAGGAAGAUGUUGAUCUUCAUCGACGAUAUAAACUUGCCGCAGAUAAACGAGUGGGGCGACCAGAUCACGAACGAAAUCGUGCGCCAGACGAUGGACAUGAAAGGAUUCUACUCGCUGGAGAAGCCUGGAGACUUCAGCAGCAUAGUGGACGUGACAUUUCUGGCCGCGAUGUGCCAACCUGGCGGAGGACGCAACGACAUUCCGUCCAGGCUGAAGAGGCAGUUCUGCAUCUUCAACUGCACGUUACCCGACGAACCAUCGAUCGAUCGGAUCUUCGGCGUACUCGGCGAGGGACACUACAACAUGAAAAGAGGAUUCUCGUCGGACGUCAGAAGUCUCGUGAAGAAACUGGUCCCAUUGACCAGGAUACUGUGGAAUCAAACCAGAACCAAUUUACUGCCGACACCGGCGAAGUUUCACUACGUGUUCAGUCUUCGGGAUUUGUCGAGGAUUUGGCAAGGCAUGGUUGGCACGUUGUCAACCGUCAUUGACAAGGAGAACGUGCUGAUGUUGCUGUGGAAGCACGAGUGCUGUCGCGUUUUCAGUGACAGAUUCACGAUACAGGCCGACAAGAAAUGGUUCCAAGAAGAACUGAUCCGAGUCACCAACGAAAUGCUGGGAGAAAGAUACGUGAGCAUGUUGGACCAGAAUCCUGCAUUCGUCGAUUUCAUGAGAGACGCCCCCGAGCCUACCGGCGAGGAAGGUGAAGAAGCCGACGUGGAAUUGCCGAAGGUGUACGAGCCAGUUUACGACGAUCAGAUACUAAGAGACAGAUUGGAGAUGUUCUUGUCGCAGUUCAACGAAAUGCAAAGGGGUUCGGGCAUGGAUCUGGUCUUCUUUCCAGACGCUAUGUUGCACUUGGUGAAAAUCUCGCGAGUCAUUAGACACCCGAAAGGGAACGUGAUGUUGGUCGGUGUCGGCGGAUCGGGCAAACAGAGCCUGACGAAGCUGUCUUCUUUCAUCGCAGGCUACAAGACCUAUCAGAUCACUUUGACGAGAUCGUACAACGUGGCGAACUUCUUAGAGGAUCUGAAAUACCUUUAUCGUACGUGCGGCGCCCAUGGUAAAGGGACCACGUUCAUAUUCACCGAUCUGGACAUCAAAGAGGAAGGUUUCUUAGAGUACUUGAACAACAUUCUCAGUUCCGGCGUCAUCAGCAACUUGUUCACGCGGGACGAGCAGCAAGAGAUCAUAUCCGAACUGACGCCGACAUUGAAACGCGAGAACCCGAAGCGAACGGUGAACAACGAGCUCGUGAUGGAGUUCUUCCUUCAAAGAACCUGUCACAAUCUGCACGUGGUCUUCUGCUUCUCCCCUGUCGGAGAAAAGUUCCGGAACCGUGCGCAACGUUUUCCCGCUCUGAUAUCAGGCUGCACGAUCGAUUGGUUCCAGCCGUGGCCCAAGGACGCUCUGAUCCUAGUAGCUAAACACUUUCUACACGACUUCGACAUCGCUUGCACCGACGCGGUGAAAGCUGAGCUGGUGAACGCGUUGGGCUCCAUACAAGACAUCGUCUCGAUGAAGUCCGCGGAAUACUUUCAAAGAUUCCGCAGAGCUACUCACGUCACUCCGAAAUCUUAUUUGAACUUCAUCGGGGGCUACAAGAACAUCUAUCACAGCAAGCAGCACGAACUCGGGGAGGGUGCUAAGAGGAUGGACACGGGCUUGGCGAAACUGGAGGAGGCCUCGAGAUCGGUCGAAAUCCUGAAAUGCGACCUCGCUGUGAUGGAACAGGAGCUGGUCCAAGCUUCCGAGAAGGCUGAAACGGUUCUGUUGGAGGUGACAGAGAGAGCGAUGCAGGCGGAAGCUUUCAAGAAUCAAGUGCAAAAGGUGAAGGAGAAAGCCGAGCAGUUGGUGGCUUGCAUAGCCGAGGAGAAAGCACUCGCCGAGCAGAAGCUAGAGGCUGCUAAGCCAGCACUGGAAGAAGCAGAGGCAGCUCUGAACACGAUCAAGCCUGCCCACAUAGCUACCGUCCGAAAAUUGGGCAGACCGCCGCAUCUGAUCAUGAGGAUCAUGGACUGCGUGCUGAUCCUGUUUCAGCGCAAGAUCGGCUCCGUCGUGCCAGACAAUACCGCCCUCUGCCCGAAACCAUCCUGGGCGGAAUCCUUGAAGCUGAUGGCUAGCACGACUUUCCUUCUUCAGCUGCAAAAUUAUCCGAAGGACAUAAUCAACAACGAGAUGGUCGAAUUGCUGCAGCCUUACUUCAAAAUGGAGGACUAUAACAUGGAGACUGCGCGACGGGUUUGCGGAGACGUGGCAGGCUUACUGUCCUGGACAAAGGCCAUGGCCUUCUUCCACUCUGUCAACAAAGAGGUCCUUCCACUGAAGGCUAACUUAGCCUUGCAGGAAGCCAGACUGAAAGUAGCGAUGGAGGACUUGGCUAACGCGGAGAGAGAGCUAUCGGAAAGAGAAAUGGCGUUGCAGGCGGUCAAAGAGCAGUACGAUUCGGCUGUUGCGGAGAAGCAAAGGCUGACAGACGCGGCGAACGUUUGCAUCAGGAAAAUGACAGCUGCUACUGCUCUGAUCAACGGACUCGGAGGCGAGAAGAUACGCUGGACCGAGCAAAGCAGCGAGUUUAAAGUUCAACUGGGACGAUUAGUGGGCGAUGUUCUGCUGGCCACUGGUUUCUUAUCUUACUGUGGACCUUACAAUCAGCAGUUCAGAGCAGGCUUGGUGUCCUCCUGGAUGAACACAUUGGCAACCAAGUCGAUUCCUUUCACCAAAAAUCUGAACAUCACGAACAUGCUGGUCGACAGCGCAACCAUGUCGGAGUGGACCCUCCAAGGGCUGCCAAACGAUGAACUGUCCGUACAGAACGCGCUAAUCGUGACCAAAUCAUCGUCCUAUCCUCUGUUGGUUGAUCCGCAAAACCAGGGGAAGAUGUGGAUUAAGAAUAAGGAAUGUAUGAACGAGCUACAGAUAACGUCUCUGAACCACAAAUACUUCAGGACGCAUCUCGAAGACAGCCUGUCUCUAGGCAGACCGUUGCUGAUAGAAGACAUAGCGGAGGAGCUAGAUCCGGUCCUCGAUAAUGUGUUGGAGAAAAAUUUCAUCAAAUCCGGCUCGAUCGAGAAAGUGAUCGUCGGUGACAAGGAGUGCGACGUGAUGCCUGGCUUCAUGCUGUACAUCACCACGAAGCUGCCGAAUCCAGCGUACAGUCCGGAAAUAUCGGCGAAGACGUCGAUCAUCGAUUUCACGGUCACCAUGCUGGGCUUGGAGGAUCAGUUGUUGGGUAGAGUGAUUUUAAUGGAGAAAGCAGACCUGGAGGCCGAGAGGGUGGCCCUUUUCGAGUCCGUGAUGACGAAUCAACGAUCGAUGAAGGAACUCGAGAGCACCCUGUUGCACCGGCUAACGUCGUCCGAAGGCAACUUGGUGGACGAUGAAGCGCUCAUCAACGUGCUCAGGGAGACUAAGACGACGGCGGAGUCCGUGAACGAGAAGCUGAAGGUCUCGGCGUUAACGAAGAAGAAGAUCACCUUGGCCCGAGAGGAAUUCCGCGCGGUCGCGUCUAGAGGCUCCAUCCUCUACUUCCUGAUCGUGGAGAUGAGUAACGUGAACGCGAUGUACCAGAACUCGUUGAGACAGUUCCUAACGAUAUUCGACAACUCGAUCACAAAGUCGACGAAGAGCCCGAUCACCAACGAACGAAUAAGCAUAAUCCUCCGCCACUUGACCUACGAGGUGUGGGCCUUCACGCUGCGGAGCCUGUACGAGAGACACAAAUCAUUAUUCACGUUGAUGCUAGCGAUGAAGAUAGAUUGCCACAGGGGUACGAUAUCUCACGCGGAGUUCAACGCGUUUAUAAAAGGCGGUGCGUCAUUGGACUUGAACGCCGUCGCCCCGAAGCCGUUCAAGUGGAUCCUUGACAUCACUUGGCUGAACCUCGUGGAGAUCAGCAAGCUGAAGACAUUUACGGACGUCUUGACCAAGAUUGAAUUCAGCGAGAGAGAGUGGCGGGUGUGGUACGAGAAAGAGAAGCCCGAGGAGGAGGAACUUCCCUGCGGAUAUCAGAAGAAGCUGGAUGUCUUCAGGAAGCUGCUUUUAAUUAGAUCGUGGAGUCCGGAUAGGACCUUGUCCCAGGCGAGGAAGUACGUGGUCGAAUCCCUGGGAAAGGAGUACGGAGAGGCCAAGAUCCUGGACUUGGAAGCCACUUGGUUGGAAUCGGAAGUCAGGACUCCGCUUAUAUGCAUAUUAUCGAUUGGGUCCGAUCCUAGUCCUCAGAUAACGAUACUGGCGAAACAGAAAUCCAUUCAACUCAGGUCAGUGUCCAUGGGUCAAGGUCAAGAAUUUCACGCGCGCAGAUUGAUCUCGGACGCCAUGAACACCGGCGGUUGGGUGCUGCUGCAGAACAUUCAUUUGUCGCUACCGUUCUGCACGGAAGUUAUGGACGCCCUCGUGGAAACGGAAUCGGUGCACGAGGUGUUCAGACUUUGGAUGACCACCGAAGUGCACGCUCAAUUUCCUAUCGGUUUAUUACAGAUGGCGAUCAAAUUCACAAACGAGCCACCGCAAGGUAUCAGAGCCAGUUUGAAGAGAACAUACCAAGCUGUGACGCAGGAUACAUUGGAUUAUAGUACACAAUCGCAAUGGCCACCUUUACUGUACGCGGUAGCGUUCCUGCACACGGUUGUUCAAGAACGCAGGAAAUUCGGACCCCUUGGCUGGAAUAUUCCGUAUGAAUUUAAUCAGGCUGAUUUCGCGGCCUCGGUUCAAUUCAUACAGAAUCAUUUAGAUGACAUGGACCCAAAGAGGGGGGUGUCGUGGCCAACUGUCUGCUACAUGCUUGGAGAGGUCCAAUAUGGAGGCAGAGUCACCGACGACUUCGACAAACGGUUAUUGACCACGUUUACGCACGUCUGGUUCUGCGAUGUACUGUUACGUCCCGGUUUCGAAUUCUAUCGUGGAUACAAGCUACCACAGACUAGAAAUCUUCAAGGAUACAUAGAUUACAUCGACGCGUUGCCUGCUACGGACACUCCGGAGGUAUUCGGAUUACAUCCAAACGCGGACAUCACCUAUCAAAUAAAUACGGCGAAAGGGAUACUGGACACAAUUCUAAGCGUCCAGCCGAAGGAAGGAGGCUCGCAGGGUGGCGAAACAAGGGAGAACGUUGUCUACAAAUUAGCUAGCGACAUGUUGGCCAAGCUACCGAAACAGUAUAACGCUUUCGAAGUGAAAGAAGCGCUUCAACGAAUGGGAGCUUUGUUGCCGAUGAAUAUAUUCUUGAGACAAGAAGUCGACAGAAUUACGAGAGUGAUAAAAGAAGUGCGCAGCACAUUGACGAACCUGAAACUAGCGAUCGAAGGUACCAUCGUAAUGAGCCAAGGAUUACGAAAAUCUCUCGACGCUAUGUACGAUGCGCGUAUACCGGAAAGAUGGCUGAAGAUAUCCUGGGAAUCAGCAACCCUCGGAUUCUGGUACACCGAACUUCUAGAGAGAGACUACCAAUUUAGACAAUGGUGCAUUCACGGCAGACCUAAAGUUUUCUGGAUGACCGGCUUCUUCAACCCCCAAGGAUUUUUAACUGCUAUGCGACAAGAGGUAACUCGAGCACACAAAGGAUGGGCCCUGGAUUCCGUGGUGUUGCAAAAUUUGAUUACAAGGUUCAAUAAGGAAGACAUUAGGAAUCAGCCCCAGGAGGGGGUCUACGUUCAUGGUCUAUUCCUGGAAGGUGCCUCGCUCGAUCGUAAAACGGGCAAGUUGGUGGAAAGUAAACCGAAGGUCCUAUACGAGCAGAUGCCUGUGAUUUACAUUUACGCGAUAAACACAACUGCGGGCAAGGAUCCAAAGCUUUACGAGUGUCCUAUAUAUAGGAAACCGCAGAGAACAGAUACAAAGUAUAUAGGAUCGAUCGAUUUCGAAACCGACCAUAAUCCUCGACACUGGACGUUACGGGGCGUAGCGCUUUUAUGUGACAUCAAAUAAAAUACUCCAGAAACGA